AUGUACAAACUGGAUUUAGAGCAUGGCGGCUGCCAUUUUUUCACUCGAAGACGUGGCACGAACGAGUAUGGAGAGAGAAUGGAUAAUCGAGAUGCUAAAAAUGGUUUUUGGAAGUGCACUGGAGGUGAUAUCUCUGUGAUGGAUGCAGCUGGUCAGACUGUUGCUUAUAAGCAAACUUUUGCUUUCCAGGAAAGAAAUUCUCCAACCAGUUUUGAUUUUCACAGUACUAACUGGACUAUGGAUGAAUUUAGAUUGAGUGCUCCACAUGCUGGUGAGGAUGGUACAGGGUUGGAAUUGGUUGCUUGUAGAGUUUUUAAGGCUCGGUUUGAAGACCAUGGAUACUUCCCAAAUUGGAAUACUGAUCCUGAAAGUGAUUCUGAUCCAACACUACCCGAUCCCGUGAACAGUGAUACUAAUUCUGAGCCUCCAGCUGUGUCUGAAUCGAAUUCAAGUGGAACGUCAAGUAGUGAUAGUGCUAAUGGAGGUGGUUAA
Ziziphus jujuba (common jujube) is the source of this 492-nucleotide messenger RNA. RefSeq lists its product as uncharacterized. NCBI's taxonomy places the organism in Eukaryota, Viridiplantae, Streptophyta, Magnoliopsida, Rosales, Rhamnaceae. Gene Ontology annotation, molecular function: DNA binding. The coding region runs from base 1 to 492 and encodes 163 amino acids. The record is from RefSeq and is a predicted model, not a curated record. The transcript is spliced from 3 exons. Gene Ontology annotation, biological process: regulation of DNA-templated transcription.